AUGAGCUACACUGGCUGCAUUCCGUGGUCCGACCCGUUUUCCGAAAAUAUCCACUACAUUUACCAGUUCUUCUAUCUGUUCGCGGCCAUCUGCCUCAACUACCGUAUCCUCUACGUGAUUUGGGUCUCGAAACGACAAUUCUACAGUAAUCAGUCGUUCUACAAUCUCUACAGUAUCGACUGUGCGCUCGGCAUUCUCGCAAUGUCUUUCGACCUCGCGUUCACCCGAGUUUUUCUCUUUUUUCCCCAAUUAUGCGAGUGUUUGUCGCGAUUCGUCGGCGGAUCCGCGGUUUUUAUGCGAAUUUUGUAUGUAAUCGUGGGCUAUUUGAAAGCCGUCAAACCCAUAAUUCACAUUUUCGUCGCGUUGAACCGAAUGAGUUGUGUCCUGUUUCCGGUCACUUAUAGUCAGGUUAGGUUUCAAGAUUUACCAUUGUUAGACAUGAAAAUGGUAGAGAAUUUCAAGCUCUACAACUUUGUAGUUGAACAUUUUUCACGAAAUUGAAUGUACGUUGAGAUAUUCGCGUUUUAGUAAAGCGUGUCAUACUUUUGAGUGCGCUCUGGUAAAUCGACAAUAUCUUCCUUCGUUCAAGGUAUGGUACAAAAUUGUCAACUACAAAGUUAUAGAGCAUCGAAUUUUCUAUCGAUUCACUUUUUAAACAGCCAAAAAGAUCAAAAAUUGACCGAGAUACAGUUAAGCGAAAUAUCGAUUUUUUGCGGAUUUCAGAAUUGGGCACACCGCAUGCGAGUCAUGAUUGUUAUUAUCGUUUUGGCGCCAUUCGCAGUCAUUUGGAACGUGGCCAUCAGUGAUAAUUGGAUAAUUUACGAAAACGGCGGCUUCGCAAUCACCUACACCCGUAGAGUUUCAUGGGUAAGUGCUCUCAGAAAAAAAAAAGAAUCUCAGCAAUUUCAGGCAUCCCUAUCCCGAAUGCAAUUAAGUUUAAUCAUAUUAACCGUGCUAAUAACGAUGGUGACGACUACAGUAACCUUCUACAAAAUGCGGACGAUGAAGAAGCGAAUAAAGAGUUCGGAGCGGGCGCUCUGCCUCGCCGCCGCCCUCAUUUCAUUCGGAUUUCUGUUGGAAGCCGUCACGCAGAGCGUUUUCGCGUUUUUCAAAGAAAAAGAAUGGCUCGCCGAUGUUAUGGGCUACAUUCAGUUCAGCACUUGGGACAUUCUCAAUGUCGGGUAACGUACAAACUUUGCCCAACAUUUUUUUCUUCAAUUUUUCUCGGAUUUUUUCCCCAUAUUCUCCACAUUUAAAGGUGGUGGGUGUCCAACAUAUUUUUAAAAUAAACUGCGAAGUGGGGAAUUCACUUUCCCAAAGUCCCGAAUUACGAAAAAAAAUUCCCCGAUUUUUAAGAUUUUUUUCAAAAAAGUUAAUGGUACCGAGAGAGAGAGCUGGCCUAGAUUUUUCUAGUCCCCGGAUGGAAUUCGACCUUUUUUCCGAUUUUGUGUCCGUUUUCGUGCAAUUUUCUUAAAUUUUCAAUCGUUUUUUCACUGAACACACACACUUAUUUGCAAUAUUUAAAAAAAUUUAUAAUUUUAUCUGUGCCGUGACGCCAAAAAAAUCGAUAAUCUGAAACUUUUUUUUGUUGUUUUUUUCCGGGUUUUUCGCUCAAUCUUCGGUUUGCGCGCUGAAAAAUAAAUAACUGAAUUUCUGAAUUUUGCUGAAUUUUGAAAGUUUCAGAUUAUCGAUUUUUUUGGCGUCACGGCACAGAAAAAAUCAUACAUUUUUUAAAAUAUUGCAAAUAAGUGUGUUCAGUGAAAAAACGAUUGAAAAUUUUAGAAAAUUGCACGAAAACGGACACAAAAUCGGAAAAAAGGUCGAAUUCCAUCCGGGGACUAGAAAAAUCUAGGCCAGCUCUUCCAUUUCGCCGUCUACUUCUCUCGGUCUUAAAAAUCGGGGAAUUUGUUUCGUAAUUCGGGACAUUGGGAAAAUGAAUGCCCCACUUUGAAGUUUAUUUUAAAAAUAUGUUGUAUGUCACGUUGGACACCACCUUUAAGCCAUUUUUUUUGAAAAAAGUUGCGCUUUUUCAAAGUUUACUAUUCGUGAGCUUUCAGGUCUCCGCUGGUACUUUUGCUCGUGAGCCACCAAUUCCGUGCGCACGUACUUUCGAUCCGAACCCGACGGGCUCAUCGCGUUUCCUCGAUCAACACUGCCGCCGCCGCCCAACACCAGCAUCAGAAUCAUCCGACUAUGACGAGGUGCGCAAGAAAAAGUUACUUCCGCGUGUGCACUAGUCUUGCUCUUUGAGCUACAGUAACCCUGCACACAUCCCUUAGUCGGUGGUCACACACACACAAUUCUCAGAAUCCGUGACGAUCAAAAAGCGGCGGCGCGCGUGCUCAAAGUUCGAAACGUGUAAUUAGUCGUCGCGUUUCUCGUGAUACAAGUCUCGCGAGACUCGACGAUAUUAUCCAUUCGCAUUUUCACGCUUUUCAGCUCACAAGUCGUCUCCUAAAUGGCGCCGGUCUACUCGAAAAACUGCAGCGACGAGUUUAAUCCGAUCGUCGAGAAUUUCAAGUUCGCCGCCCAGACACUCUACCUCGUUCCCCUUCUUUUACUCCUAAUCUGGAUGGUCAUCACUAUCCGCUUCCGGCAUCGCAAGCACUACGCCUACGAUCUCUUCUUUUGGCUCUUCACCGUCGAUUGCGUGGCGGUAAGUGCAAAUCUGUGCAAAGAUUCGAAAAAAGCUCGUCAAAACGGGUCGUUUGGUAUCAAUCAUGCCCUGGUUCGGAGUGAUGCGCUCGGUGGCCUAGGUUUUGCAACGCAUGGCCUAGAAAACCAAAUUUCGCGAAUACCCGCUUUUUGAGUGUCUAGAAGCGUGUUUUAACACUAUAAGAGCCCAAAAACGUGAAAAAAUGUGUCAAAUGUUGCAGAGCAUCCUCCUAAUCCUGCAGGACCUGCUCGUGACUCGUCUCUUCCUCUACACCCCUCAACUUUGCCCGAAAUUCUCGCGGAUUUUCAUCGAUAACCCCAUUAUUUUGAACAUCUACUUCCCGUUUUACAAUUACGUGCGAGCGCUCAAACCGCUGGCCCAAUGUGCAAUGAUUGUGGCCAGAUAUUUGGAGAUUUUCAUGUCUUUGCGAAUUGACAAGGCAUUUUUCCGGUCUUUUUCCCAAAAAAUGCCAACUUUUUUAGCGUUCUCCUCGAUUACCGACGAUUUUCGCGUCAAUUGUCUGCAUUUUACCGCUUUUCGUCAUUGCGAACACGAUAAUAUCGGAAAAAGAGGUCGUUUUCUGGCACGGCGGAUUCUUUGUCAUCUACCAUCGACAUUUCACUUGGGUAGGUUGUCCAACUUUGCUCUACCGUAACUCGGUCCAUUUUGAAGAUUUUGCAAUAGUUGAAAAACAAAAAGAUAGAUAAAUUGAUGGGCUACAACUUUGCAGUUGAACACUUUUCACAAAAACGCGCCUACUCGGAGAUACUAGCGUUUUCCUGACAGAUACGCAAUUUUGACUCAACUAAAAGUGUCGCUUUAGAAACACGGUUAUAUCUCAAAAUUGAAACAGUAUCGCAAAAAGUGUUCAACGACAAAGUCGUAGAGAAUAAAAUUUUCUAUCAAUUUGUUUUUUAAUCAUCACAAAAGCUGUAAAAUUGACCGAGAUACAAUAGCUCAAAGUUCAGUAAUUUUCCUUCAAUCACAUUCCUAUCAAACUUCUCAAAGAAUCCGAAAUGUUUGCAGAUAAGUCUGUCAAAACUUCAUUUCUCAAUCCUUAUCAUCACUAUAAUCACAAAUUGGAUCGUUUCUAUGCUCUACAUACGCAACUUCGACGCGACCGAAUUCGCAAAAACCAUUCCGGUGUUUGUGGGCCCAACUCUCUGCGUUUCCGUCGGAUUCUUCCUCCAAGCAAUCUUCCACAGCUACUAUGCCUUUUUCCGCGACUCCUCUUGGUUCCCGACCAUUUUGCUCGAUGCCCAAUUUCUAUUCUACGACCUCGUCACUAUUCUGUGCGUUUUCCGACGGUUUCAGGCGCAAAUUCGGGUUGUCCGUGUGAUUUGAAAAGUUUUGAUAUACAUCAUGACCCAGUUUGGUCGCGCUUUUGAUUUUGUGUACUUGGCGUGACGUGCUCCGCGAGCCCUGGAGCUCCAAAAAUUUUUGACGAUAAAUGUUGACAAUAUGGGUAUCAAAUCACUGGGAAUUAUCUCAAGAGCUCAAAAAACCACGUGAAAGAGUGAAAAUGUGAGGUUUAGCAGCAUUUUUUCAGGACACCAUUGUUCACUAUGGAAAGGUCAAAGUUCUACGAUCAUCUUUUCGAGCCGAAGAAACUUGCGUACAAUUAUUUCGAGAAUGAACCUUCGCGGGACAUUGAAAUGCACAAUAUUACGGGAACGGAAGCGUCGGCAGUGCUUGACGCUCCAACUAUUGUCGAUAAUGAUGUUUAA
Molecule: messenger RNA, 4383 nt
Organism: Caenorhabditis sp. 36 PRJEB53466
Lineage: Eukaryota; Metazoa; Nematoda; Chromadorea; Rhabditida; Rhabditidae
Source: the annotation of a GenBank genome assembly